Molecule: messenger RNA, 3554 nt
Organism: Paramuricea clavata
Lineage: Eukaryota; Metazoa; Cnidaria; Anthozoa; Malacalcyonacea; Plexauridae
Source: the annotation of a GenBank genome assembly
AUGACAGAGUCCGAAAUAAAGCCCGGCAGUGCUACAAGCGUAAAGGAAAAAGCCCCAAGUCAGUCAGGUAAGCAUUAUUGAUAAAAAUUUGAUAGUUUAAAUCAAGUUUUCGUGUUCAAAACCAUACAUCAGUCAUUUGACAUCCUGAAGUAUUGUGCAGUAUUUACAUUGAAGAUUACUUUGCGUCGUAGCUACGUCUAUUUACACCGACAUUUGAUGGACAUUUGAAAACCCCAAAUUCUGGAUCCGAGGAACUUUAAACACUUAUUUGCAGGUUCUAUUUUUGGUCUAAAUACCAUAGUUUAGCGCCUAUUAUAUCUCUUGAUCUCGACUAUACUUAACAUUGGGGACAGACCUAGAAACAUUCUUUAAUGUUCUUCCAAUCCUGAUAUUUGCUUUUUCAACUGUUCCUGCAGUAAAGUGCGCAAAAACAUAGUGUCUAGAUAUGAUGGUCUGGAAGCUCGGCAAACUUCAAAGCCAAAAUAGAAGAGCUUUGUUUGAUGUUGAAAUGCACAAAUCCAUUAUUUCAACUUCAUUAAGUAUUAUUCAUCGUGGUUGCACGUUUUAUCUCAGCUAUCCCUUUUGGCUCAAACACCAUGACCGUGCACAAAUUAACAUCAACUCAGGCAAAAACAUAACACAAUCACUUCUGUUGAGUUUCCAGAUCAUCAUAUCUUGAUAGACUAUAUGGGAGGAAAAUUGAAAAUUUCACCGUACAUCACGUCAUUAUGCAUGUAUGCGACAACAAAGCAUAUGUAUUGUAUGUCUCAAAUGACAGGUGUUCACAUGAUGCAGGAUCAUGUGAACAGCUGCUUAAAAUCAUUCGCAAGCAAACAUUUUUUCUUGCUUUUCACAGAAGGCAAAGAGCACAACAUGAAUCCAGAAUCUGUAGAGAAUCGAGCGCAAGAUGGGAUUAAGGAUGAUGAGGUGAUUGAAAACCAUAGCAAGACAGUGGAUGAAAGAUCUGCUCAAGAAUCGGAUGGCAAUCUGGAAAAAACUGAAGAGGAAACAGAUGGCAAUGGAAGUAAAGAUAAGGACGAUGCAAAUGGAAGCACAGAGGUUUCGCAAUCUGAAGAUGUGGCGAAUACUGAAAGUGAAAACGCAACUCCUGAAGCGGAAACUGGAAAUGAAGAGAAGGCAUCUGAACAUUCAAAAGAUAUACCAGACGAAACGAGUAAAGAAGCAGUUUCUGAAGACAUUGGCGGGGAAAAUAAUAAUAAAGUAAAUGUCGAAAAUUCUGGCGAGAAAACGUCUGAGAAUGUGGCGGAAGGAUCUUCUGUGGAUAAAGAGGCGAAUGUUGGGACACAGAUUGGUCAAGAAGGGUCUUCUAAUGAUAAAGAGGAGAAUUCAGGGACACCUGAAAUCGGGGGUGACAGAGGAAAAGAGGGUUCUCCUAGUGACAAAGAGGGGCACGAGGCUUCUGUCGAGGACAAGAAUGGUGAUGAAGGGUUGGCAAAGAGUAGUGAUGGUGUAAAAGUUGAUAAUGAAGUAGUAAAUACGGAUAAAGAUGGAGAUUUGGAGGAUAAGGAUUCCGGAAAUCAGGACAAUGAAAAACCGACAGCAUCCACAGAGAACGAAGCUGUAAAAACUGGAAGAAAUGAAAGUGAAGUGAAUAAAAGUGGAGAUGAUGAACGAAAAGAGGAUGGGAGACAGACAGGUGAUCAGGGAGAGAAAAAUGAUGAUGGAGUUGGUGGGGAACAAGUUGGAGAGCGAAAUGAAGUAGUCGAAAAUGAAAGCACAGAGGAUGGUGGAAAGGAAGGAGUUAAUAAGGAGAAGGCAGAUGCAGUGAUUGAGAAGACAACGGAGGAAAGGUCUGGGAAUGAAACAGAAAAUCAGAAUGAUAAGACCAAUGAAGCACUGGUUGAAAAAGUGCCUGAGAAUGGCAGUAAAGAAAAUGCUGAAAACCAAGAAAUCGAUUCUCCAGAAAAAAUUACUGCCGUGGAAGAAACACAAGAAAUUUUAGCUGAGAAAGACCAAACCGAAAGUAAGGAAAACGAAUCUGAAAUUGCGGUGGGCCCGGUAGCGAACCUUGAGGGUAACCAUGAACAGGUUUCCAGCCUGGAAGAUAACAAAAGCGAAGUCCCAAGUGAAAAUAUUGAUGAUCUGGUUGACGAGAUACUAGCGGUGACUGAUGAUGUGGAUGCCGGAAGGAAAUCUGACGGGAACACACCCAGCGAUAAAGAAGAAGUAGCGGUGGUUAACAGUGAAAAUUCCGAGCAAGUUCAAGAUGAUGGUCAGCCGGCGGUUAGUAGUGAAUGUUCUGAGAAAGUUAAAGAAGAUGGUCUACCUGUGGUUAGCAGUGAGAGUUCCGAGAAAGUUAAAGAAGACGGUCAACCAGUGGUUAGUAGUGAAAAUUCCGAGAAAAGUGAUGAUGGUGAUGGUGGUCAAGUGUUGGUUACCAGUGAAAGUUCAGUAAAGGGUGAUGGUGGUCUGGUCUCGGGUGAACCACAAAGCGAUGUGGAAAAUGGGCAAACUUCCAGUGAUCAUCUCGAUGAUGAAAUUAAAGAGAGUGAUGCGAAAGAAAGCCCAAGAGCUAAUAGUGGCAAUACGGCAUAUCGAGUACAAACAGGUCAGUAAAAAUGAGAAAACUAAGAGUUUGUUCUAAAUUAGAUAAAUUCAAUAUACCAAAUAAUAUACAACUUCUCAUACUUUACACAUUGAAUUGCAGGAGUGCUUUAUCAGAUGCAAACACGCAGGGCCGCCGAGAGGUUGGCGGGGGCCCGGGGCAAAUUUUUUUUGGGGGCCCCUAUCCCAAAAAUUUUCCCAGUAAAAAUUUUUUCCGGAGAACAACCUCCCCCCCCGGCGCCAAAAAAUUUUCGAUCAGUGUAACAUUUUAGGGGUAAAAAAUUUUUUUCCGGAGUAAAAAAUUUUUCCGGACGAGUACGUUCCAAUUACUUUACAGGGACUUUAUCUCAUUUUUUUAUGCCAAAUUUCGGUACUUAGCCCAAGAAAACAGAUAUCUUGUCCUUUCCGCGGAAAUAUUUAACACACAAAAAAGACUGGGGCCCAACAAAAAUUUUUCAGGGGCCCCCAGCACCUCGGGGCCCGGGGCAAUUUGCCCCCCUGCGAGUGUUUUAAAUGGCUUAUGAGUUCAUUGAGGAAGUAAUUAUAAAAAUCAACGUUGUCUAAGCUGAGAAAAUCAAAGUAAAAUUAAUGAUUUUUUAUUACAUACAAAACCAGUGAUUUCUUAUGUCUUCCUUGUGAGUUAUUAAUGAUUCAUUUUAGAUUACCUUGCACGUCAAGUCAUCGCAAAACAAGAGAAAGAAAUUUACCUGCAAGAGAAGCUUUCUGAGACGAGCAGAGAUCUUGAAAUAGCUGAACGCAAAGUGAAAGAUCUUCAACUACGUUUAAAAAGAUUUGUGAAAGACGACGAGGCGAAGGACCAAAGAAUGAGACAAAUGGAGAGAGAAUACAAAGAUCUCUCCGUCCAGAUGCAACGAAUUGAAGAAUCCUUAGACUCGAAGGGUAAAAAUAACAAUGUGGGUGAGAUUCAAAGUGAAACGACAGAAACGCAACGGAAGAAAAGUAGUUCCAAAGUGUGUGUUAUACUAUAA